UUUAUGAGUAGCGAUAAUUUAAGAAAAGGAUUGAUAAAUGAUAGUUUUGGAGAUUUUGGUAGUUUUGUAGAGACCAUUGCACCAGAGGAGAAAAAAACAGCAAGAGAAAAAGCAGGAAUUUUAGGAAAAUUGUUUGUUUCUUGGAUUUAUCCAUCUUUGUAUUAAUUAAUGAUUAAUUUAGAAAAUUAGCAUAAAAAUAACCUUUAGAAAUUGAAAAUGUACAACCACUAUCAAAAACCGAGAAAUCUUAAUAUUUAUAUGAGAAAUUCAAAAAUUAGAUGAUUAUUACUUAGAAAGGUGAAAAUACCUUAUUUAAGGCAUUGUAUUUCACUUUUUAAAAGUAAAUCAUAAUUACAUUUAUAUGGUUAAUAAUAUCUGUAAUUACAGCAGUUGUUAUACCAAUGAUGAUCAAGAGCAUAAUAGAUUAUAUAACAAAUUAGGUAGAAGAUCAUGUUUAUGCUUCGACAAUAAUUAGUGUUAUAAUGAUUUCAAGAGCAAUUAAUAUGAUAUCGAAUGCUUAGGCUAGAUUACAGAUUGUAAAUUUAAAUUUAGUAUUUUAAGAGAUCUUUUGGUUUUGAUGCUUAAUGUGUAUUAUCAGUAGAAUUAUUAAGUAAAAGUUUAAGAACAUCAUUUUUAAGUAAUCCUCGAUAUACAACAGGAGAGGUGAUAAAUUUAAUGUAAGUAGAUGCCGGAAAAUUAUAAUUUGUUACAUAUUAUUUAGGAGUUGCUUUAUUGGUGCCAAUAUAAUUGAUAGUUACAAUAUAUUUGAUGUUUGUAUAUAUAGGAUUAUCAUUUCUUGGAGGAUUCGGUAUAAUGUUAUUGACAGCAAUUUGGAAUACAUUGAUAGGUAAGUUUUUAAUGAAAUAUUAAUAAACAAUGAUGAAGGAGAAGGAUAAGAGAACAAAUUGUGCAAAUUAAAUAUUUUCAUAGAUAAAAUUUAUAAAAAUAAAUGCAUUUGAACAAUUUUUUAAAGAGAAAUUAUUUCAAUUGAGAAAAGUUGAAAUAAAUAUAACAAGGAAACGAUAUUUUGGAACAGCUUUUUACAUAUUUUCAGUAUGGUUAAGUCCAUUAUUAAUAUUAUGUGGAACAUUUUUGAUGCAUAUAUUAUUAGGUAAUUAAUUGAGUGCUGGAAGUACUUUUGCAAUAAUAAGUUUAUUUUAAAUGUUAUAAUAACCAUUAUUAUAAUUACCAAUAGCAAUAAAUGAAGUAAUGGCUACAAAUAUAAGUUUAAAGAGAAUAUAGAAAUUUUUAUUUACAGAUGAAUUAGAAUCAAAUUGUAUUUAAUACGAUUAUUAUGGAGAUGAGAAAUCAGUAGAAAUAAGGAAUGGUAAUUUUUAUUGGUCAUCAUUAAAGAAAGAAGAAAUAGAUGAGUAAGAGAAGAAGGAGUAGGAAAAUAAAAAGAAGAGGAAGAAAUAAAAGAAAAAUAAAAAACUUUAGAUAGAAGAAUAGAAUUAGAAAGAGAAUGAGAAGAAGUAGGUUUUAUUUAAUAUAAAUGUUGAAAUAAAAAAAGGAAUGAUGGUAGCAAUAAUAGGAGAUGUAGGAUCAGGAAAGACUUCAAUAUUAUAGGCAAUAAUAGGGGAGAUGUUAUAUAAUCAUGAGAAUCCUCCUAAAAUUACAAUAGCAGGCUAGUUAGCUUAUGUAGGAUAGAAAUAUUGGAUAUAAAAUUUAACAGUAAAAGAAAACAUUUUAUUUGGAUUAGAGUAUAAGGAAUAGAAAUAUUAAAAUGCUCUAAAAUAUUCUUGUUUAUAGUAGGAUUUGAAGAUAUUAAUAAAAGGAGAUGAAACAAUGAUUGGAGAGAAGGGUAUUAAUUUAUCAGGAGGUUAAAAGGCUAGAAUAAGUUUAGCUAGGGCUAUAUAUAGUGACGCUGACAUUUUAUUAUUAGAUGAUCCAAUAAGUGCAGUUGAUGCUCAUGUUGGAAAUUUCAUUAUGAAUGAAUGUUUCAAUGGAUAUUUAAAAAAUAAAACAAGAAUUCUUAUAACACAUGCAUUAAAUAAUCUUUAAUAUGUUGAUUAUGUUUAUUUAAUGGAGAAUGGUGUAAUCAUUGAAGAAGGCACAUUCCAAUAAAUUAAAUAAUCUACUAGUUUUAAUUCAAUAUUUGAAAAGUUAUACAAAAAUUAACAUUAAAAUGAUGAUGUAGAAACUAUUGAAUAGAAGGUUGAAGAUCUUCCUUAAUUAGUUAAAUAAUCAUCUUAGAAAGAAGAGAAUAACAAUGAAUAGAAUAAUGAAUUAAUGUUAGAUGAGGAUCGAGAAAGAGGUAAAUUGGCAUUUGAUACUUAUAAACAAUACUUUAAACUUACUGGAUAUUUUAAUAUAUUCAUAUUGAUUCUUAUUCAAAUUUGUUGGAUCAUAUCAUAUUUUGGUACUUCAAUUUUAAUAGCAAUGUGGACAUCUCAUUCAGAAGAUGAAGAUAUAGAUAAUUAUAAAUAUUUAGAAGUUUAUUUCUAUUUUUCUUUGGGUCAGGGUGUCUUUGCAUUUUUUAGACCAUUUUUAUUAGUUUUUGCUGGAACUAGAACAUCAGAUAAAAUUCAUACAAAAAUGAUAAAGUAAAUAUUAUUUUUUAUUAUUAUUAUAGUUGUUUAUUGUAUGCCCCAUAAUGUUCAUUUUUUGAAAGAGUACCUUUGGGUAGAAUUUUAAAUAGAUUAACAAAGGAUUAAAAUUCUUUAGAUAGUGAAAUAUAUUGGGGUUUAAGUUGGUUUUUUGUUGCUAUAAGUUUAUUGCUAGCAAAUUUGACAAUUUAUAUAUAUUCAAGUACGGCUUAUAUGUUGAUUCCAUUGUUUUUUUAUUUUUGUUUAUGUUGGUGGAUACAAUAAUUGUAUGUAAGAGCAAGUAGAGAAUUGUAAAGAUUGGAGUCAAUUUCUAAAAGUCCUAUAGUUAGUUUUUUUGGAGAAUGUAUAAAUGGCUAGAGUUAUGUUAGAGUGUUUAAGAAAGAGAGUAAAUUUAUAGAGAAACAUUGUGAAAAUAUGGAUGUGAAUAGAAAAGUGUUUUUAGAAUUAGUAGGAUCUUAGACUUGGUUUAUGUUAAUAUUGGGAUUGGUAAGUUUAUUUGUAAAUGCAAUGGCAUUAGUGUAUUGUGUAUUUUACUCAUUUUCAAAUCCUUCUUUAGCUGGAUUAUUAUUAACAUAUGCAACUUAAAUAGAUGGAAAUGUUUCAGAAUGUGUUUAAUCAUUUAGUUAAUUAUAAUUAGGAUUGGUAUCAUUUGAAAGAUGUUUAGCAUUUACAAAGAUUGAACCUGAAUAAGGUUAUAAAGAAUUAGUAAAUAAUAAUUUAGAAGAAGCAUAACAUAAUGAGAAUUAUUUAGAUCAUUGGCCAAAGGAAGGGAGAAUAGAUUAUAUAAAUUAUUCAGUUAGAUAUAGAGAAGGAUUGAAACCAGCUUUGAAGAAUUUGAAUUUUACAAUAGAUCCUUAAGAUAAGAUUGGAGUUGUAGGUAGAACUGGAGCUGGUAAAUCUACAAUGACAUUGACACUUUUAAGGAUUUUAGAAGCUCUAGAAGGAAAGAUAGUAAUAGAUGACGUAGAUAUAUCGACGAUAUCUUUAAAAUAACUUAGAGAACAUAUAACAAUGAUUAUGCAGGAUUCAACUAUAUUUGAUGGAACUCUAAGAGAGAACAUUGACCCUUUGAAUUAAAGAACGGAUGAAGAAAUCAUAUAAGUAUUAGAACAAUGUUGUUUAAAGGAUUUAACAACAUAAAGAAAUGGAUUAAAUACUUAAAUUAGUGAAGGAGGUGAUAAUCUAAGUUCUGGAGAAAAGCAACUCAUUUGUAUUGCCAGGGCUGUCUUAAAAAAGAGUAAAGUAGUUCUCAUAGAUGAAGCUACUGCUAACAUAGAUGUUGAAACUGAACAUAAAAUCUAAGAAACUAUCUUGAAUGCAUUUCGUGAUUGCACUGUUAUUACAAUUGCACAUCGUAUUAACACAAUAUUACAUUGUGAUAAGUAAGUAUUUCUAUUAUUUAGAAUAAUCGUUGUUGAUUCAGGCCAAAUUAAAGAGUAUGGAAAAACUAAAGAUUUAUUAUUAGAGAAGGAUUCGAUAUUUUAUGGAAUUUAUUAAGAGACAUUAAAAUAAAAUAAAAAAUGA
Paramecium sonneborni is the source of this 4070-nucleotide messenger RNA. NCBI's taxonomy places the organism in Eukaryota, Ciliophora, Oligohymenophorea, Peniculida, Parameciidae. The record is from the annotation of a GenBank genome assembly.